Messenger RNA from Penicillium lagena, 342 nucleotides. RefSeq lists its product as uncharacterized. The record is from RefSeq and is a predicted model, not a curated record. The transcript has a single exon. Gene Ontology annotation, molecular function: oxidoreductase activity. Lineage: Eukaryota; Fungi; Ascomycota; Eurotiomycetes; Eurotiales; Aspergillaceae. The coding region runs from base 1 to 342 and encodes 113 amino acids.
AUGGCUGCCCGCUCGUCACAAAUGUCACCUCAGCAAGUCGUCAUGCAGGUGAUAUAUCCGACGUCUGCUGCUUCCAACUUUGAUAUGGAAUACUACCUCAACACUCACAUUCCGCUUGUUGAGAAACGUUGGUGUUCUCAAGGUUUACAGGCUUGGACAGUCACAACUGGGCAAAACAGCACAAAUUACCAUGUGCAAACCACGUUAAUUUGGAAAGAUAUGGAAGCUCUAAAAAACGCGGAAUUUGUGGAAGAGCUGGCGGAUGACGUUAAGAACUUCACCGAUGCGACGCCCACCCGGUGGAUUGGAACUGUUAUCGGUCAAAGAAUCGUCAGACUGUAG